Messenger RNA from Symbiodinium sp. CCMP2592, 1221 nucleotides. The record is from the annotation of a GenBank genome assembly. Lineage: Eukaryota; Dinophyceae; Suessiales; Symbiodiniaceae.
AUGUCACAGCUGGCUGGCAGCCAGUCAGGGUAUGCCCCUGUCCCUCAACAUGACACCUCAGAUGUGCCUGGCCCUCAGUAUCCCCUCACGGGCGAAGGCAUGGAGAAAGGUGAGCCGGAUGGCUGCAUCAGGGAAUGCGCCGGCAUCUCCGAGAUUCUAUGCACUUGGAUGAACCUCUUGCUCGUCUUCGUGCCACUAGGAAUAUACAGCCAUUUUUAUCACUGGAGUGCGGCAGCGCGCUUUACGUGUAACUUCGUGGCUAUCGUUCCCUUGGCCGCCAUCUUGGGUGGUUCCACCGAAGCCCUGGCCGCCCACACGGGGCAAAUGAUCGGCGGGCUCUUGAACGCAACCUUCGGAAACGCCGUGGAGAUGAUCGUGACUGUGAAUGCCAUCAAGGCCGGCCUCGUCAACGUAGUGCAGGGGAGCCUCUUGGGGUCCAUUCUCUCCAACAUGCUCUUGGUCCUUGGCAUGUCCUUCUUUGCGGCUGGGGUGGUGGAGAAAGAGAGCAGGUUCAGCGCCAAGGGGGCCUCUGCAAACAUGACAUGUUUAACGCUGGGCUCCAUUGCUCUGGCCUUGCCCACGAUCUACAACUGCAUGGAGAAUACCUCCACAGAGGAUGUGCUGAGUAUCUCACGAAUCUCCUCCGCGGUCAUCGCAUUCGUCUACGUGCUCUUUCUCAUCUUCCAGCUCUUCACCCAUGCCCACUUGUUCGCAUCAGAGGGCGGCGAGGACGAGGAAGUCUCCAUUUCCGCUCUGUCGGCUGUCCUUCUGCUGAUCUUUGCGACGCUUGCCGUGGCCAUAUGCUCCGAAUACCUCGUGGACUCUAUCGAGGGCGUCACCGAGGAAUUUGGCCUGCCAGGAGCUUUCAUUGGUGUGAUCCUGCUGCCGAUUGUGGGGAAUGCCGCCGAACAUGCAACCGCCGUCACCGUGGCCUUCAAGGGCAAGAUGGACCUUGCAUUGGGGGUCGCGGUGGGAUCAUCGACGCAGAUAGCUUUGCUUGUGGUGCCAUUCUCGGUCAUCGUUGGCUGGGCAUUUGACGUGCCGAUGUCUCUAGACUUCCGAAUCUUUGACACCACGGUGAUGAUUCUCUCCGUGUUCAUCACACACACCGCACUUCAAGAUGGCUGCUCAAACUGGCUAGAGGGAUCGAUUCUGAUCGCCAUCUACGUCCUGAUUGCAAUCAUCUGCUGGUACAUACCUGAUGCAGACGGGUCUCAAUGA